Molecule: messenger RNA, 897 nt
Organism: Diorhabda sublineata
Lineage: Eukaryota; Metazoa; Arthropoda; Insecta; Coleoptera; Chrysomelidae
Product: polyubiquitin-B
Exons: 2
Coding region: 132-821 (229 amino acids)
Biological process (GO): protein ubiquitination; modification-dependent protein catabolic process
Cellular component (GO): cytoplasm; nucleus
Molecular function (GO): ubiquitin protein ligase binding; protein tag activity
Source: RefSeq, a predicted model, not a curated record
UGUGGACGUCAAAAUCUACGUCAUCCAAAGUAUAAAAGCUGUUAACUUCGUCGGCCAUUUUAUAGUUGCUUAUAAGUGAUACGUAAAUUUUAGAAAAUCGUUUCGUGUUGUGAUACUUGUGAAAAAUAAUAAUGCAGAUCUUCGUUAAAACCUUGACUGGAAAGACGAUUACUUUGGAAGUGGAACCUUCGGAUACCAUUGAAAACGUGAAGGCUAAAAUACAAGACAAAGAAGGCAUUCCACCAGACCAACAGAGAUUGAUAUUCGCCGGCAAACAACUAGAAGACGGUCGUACUUUAUCAGACUACAACAUCCAGAAAGAAUCAACACUUCACUUGGUACUUCGUCUCAGAGGAGGGAUGCAGAUCUUCGUCAAAACCUUGACCGGAAAGACGAUUACUUUGGAAGUGGAACCUUCGGAUACCAUUGAAAACGUGAAGGCUAAAAUCCAAGACAAAGAAGGCAUUCCACCAGACCAACAGAGAUUGAUAUUCGCCGGCAAACAACUAGAAGAUGGUCGUACUUUAUCAGACUACAACAUCCAGAAAGAAUCAACACUUCACUUGGUACUUCGUCUCAGAGGAGGUAUGCAGAUCUUCGUCAAAACCUUGACCGGAAAGACGAUUACUUUGGAAGUGGAACCUUCGGAUACCAUUGAAAACGUGAAGGCUAAAAUCCAAGACAAAGAAGGCAUUCCACCAGACCAACAGAGAUUGAUAUUUGCCGGCAAACAACUAGAAGACGGUCGUACUUUAUCAGACUACAACAUCCAGAAGGAAUCAACCCUUCACUUGGUACUUCGUCUUAGAGGAGGAAACUGACAUUAAUAGUUAUAUAAUGAUUUGAUAUUAAGUAUUAUGUAUAAUAAAAAACUUUGAAAUAUAUAAUUCUUCAAUU